CUCCGGCCAGCGGGCGGAGACCGAUCCGGGAUCUGUCCCAGCAGGAAGCGAAUCCCGGCGGCCGACGUCUCCGGUGCUCGCUCUCGGCCGCGGCGUCGCGCUCUCCCUUCGCGCCCGCAGCCCGGCAUCCUCUCCGCAGCCGCGACCCCUCGCACCUGCCUCUCCGGGAGAUAGUGGAGAACCUCCUUCAAAAUGGAAGAUGGAAAGCCCGUUUGGGCUCCCCACCCCACAGAUGGAUUUCAGAUGGGCAACAUUGUGGAUAUUGGCCCUGACAGCCUAACUAUUGAACCCUUGAACCAAAAAGGCAAGACAUUUUUGGCUCCUAUAAACCAAGUGUUCCCUGCAGAAGAGGACAGUAAAAAAGAUGUGGAAGAUAACUGUUCACUGAUGUACUUAAAUGAAGCCACACUCCUCCAUAAUGUCAAAGUUCGGUACAGUAAAGACAGAAUCUAUACAUAUGUCGCCAACAUUCUGAUUGCAGUGAAUCCAUACUUUGAUAUUCCUAAAAUAUAUUCUUCAGAUACAAUAAAGUCAUAUCAAGGAAAGUCUCUUGGGACGAUGCCACCUCAUGUCUUUGCAAUUGCUGAUAAGGCUUUUCGAGACAUGAAGGUGCUUAAGAUGAGCCAGUCUAUCAUUGUGUCUGGAGAAUCAGGAGCUGGCAAAACAGAAAAUACAAAGUUUGUUCUAAGAUACCUGACAGAAUCUUAUGGGACUGGUCAAGAUAUUGAUGAUAGAAUUGUUGAAGCUAACCCACUAUUGGAAGCCUUUGGAAAUGCAAAGACUGUUCGUAACAAUAACAGCAGUCGAUUUGGGAAGUUCGUGGAAAUUCAUUUCAACGAAAAGAGCUCAGUUGUUGGAGGAUUUGUUUCUCACUAUCUCCUAGAGAAGUCUAGGAUUUGUGUUCAAGGCAAAGAGGAGCGCAAUUACCAUAUAUUUUACAGGUUGUGUGCUGGGGCUUCAGAAGACAUUAGGGAGAAGCUGCACUUGAGUUCCCCAGAUAAUUUUCGGUAUUUAAACCGAGGCUGCACUAGGUACUUCGCUAACAAAGAAACUGACAAGCAGAUUUUACAGAAUCGAAAAAGCCCUGAGUAUGUUAAGGCAGGUUCCCUGAAAGACCCUCUGUUAGAUGACCAUGGAGAUUUUAUUAGGAUGUGCACAGCCAUGAAAAAGAUUGGUUUGGAUGACGAAGAAAAACUUGAUCUGUUCCGAGUCGUAGCUGGUGUCCUGCACCUUGGAAAUAUUGAUUUUGAGGAAGCCGGAAGCACUUCAGGUGGCUGUAAUCUGAAGAACAAAUCCGCCCCGUCCUUGGAAUAUUGUGCAGAACUGCUGGGGUUGGACCAGGAUGAUCUGCGAGUCAGUUUAACCACGAGAGUCAUGCUCACCACAGCAGGGGGCACCAAAGGAACGGUUAUAAAGGUUCCUCUGAAAGUGGAGCAAGCAAACAAUGCCCGCGAUGCUCUGGCAAAGACUGUCUACAGCCAUCUUUUUGAUCACGUGGUCAACAGAGUGAAUCAGUGUUUUCCUUUUGAAACAUCGUCCUAUUUUAUUGGAGUCCUGGAUAUUGCUGGUUUUGAGUACUUUGAGCACAACAGCUUUGAACAGUUUUGUAUUAACUAUUGCAAUGAGAAACUCCAACAGUUUUUUAAUGAAAGGAUCCUGAAGGAGGAGCAAGAACUCUAUCAGAAAGAGGGCCUGGGUGUUAAUGAAGUGCAUUACGUGGACAAUCAGGACUGCAUAGAUUUAAUUGAAGUGAAAUUGGUGGGAAUCCUGGAUAUUCUGGAUGAAGAAAAUCGUCUCCCCCAGCCGAGUGACCAGCACUUCACAUCAGCGGUCCACCAGAAGCACAAGGACCAUUUCCGACUCUCUAUUCCCAGGAAGUCUAAGCUGGCCGUCCACAGGAACCUGAGAGACGAUGAGGGUUUCAUCAUCCGGCACUUCGCAGGGGCAGUGUGCUACGAGACGACCCAGUUUGUGGAGAAAAAUAAUGACGCACUACAUAUGUCUCUUGAAUCCUUGAUUUGCGAAUCUAGGGAUAAGUUUAUACGGGCCUUAUUCGAAUCAUCCACCAAUAACAACAAAGAUACAAAACAAAAGGCAGGAAAACUCAGCUUCAUCAGCGUGGGAAACAAGUUUAAGACACAGUUAAAUUUGCUUCUGGAUAAACUGCGAAGUACUGGAGCGAGCUUCAUUCGCUGCAUCAAACCCAACUUAAAGAUGACAAGUCACCACUUCGAAGGCGCCCAAAUUCUGUCUCAACUGCAAUGUUCAGGUAUGGUGUCGGUGCUGGACUUGAUGCAAGGAGGUUUCCCUUCAAGAGCCUCAUUUCAUGAACUCUAUAAUAUGUACAAGAAGUACAUGCCAGACAAACUUGCAAGAUUGGAUCCAAGGCUAUUUUGUAAGGCUCUUUUUAAAGCUUUGGGAUUAAAUGAAGUUGACUACAAGUUUGGGCUAACGAAAGUAUUUUUCAGACCUGGCAAGUUUGCAGAAUUUGAUCAGAUUAUGAAGUCUGACCCUGAUCACUUAGCGGAGUUGGUAAAAAGAGUCAAUCUUUGGCUAGUCUGUAGUCGCUGGAAGAAAGUUCAGUGGUGUUCCCUGUCAGUCAUCAAACUGAAAAACAAAAUAAAAUAUCGAGCUGAAGCGUGCAUUAAAAUGCAGAAAACCAUUAGAAUGUGGCUGUGCAAAAGGAGACACAAACCACGCAUUGAUGGCCUGGUCAAGGUGGGCACACUGAAGAAACGACUUGACAAGUUCAAUGAAGUCGUAAGUGCGCUGAAAGAUGGGAAGCCGGAGGUGAACAGGCAGAUCAAAGACCUGGAGAUUUCCAUUGAUGCCUUGAUGGCCAAAAUUAAGUCUACCAUGAUGACGAGGGAGCAAAUACAGAAAGAGUAUGAUGCGCUUGUUAAAAGCUCAGAAGACCUCCUCAGUGCCCUGCAGAAGAAGAAGCAGCAGCAGGAGGAAGCAGAGAGGCUGCGGCGCAUUCAAGAGGAGAUGGAGAAGGAAAGGAAGAGACGUGAAGAGGAUGAAAAGCGUCGGCGGAAGGAGGAGGAGGAGAGGCGGAUGAAACUUGAGAUGGAAGCAAAAAGAAAACAAGAAGAGGAGGAAAGGAAGAAGAGGGAAGACGAUGAGAAACGGAUCCAGGCUGAGGUGGAAGCGCAGCUGGCCAGACAGCGGGAGGAGGAGUCCCAGCAGCAGGCGGUCCUGGCGCAGGAGUGCAGGGACAGGGAGCUGGCCCUGCGCAUCGCCCAGAACGAGUCCGAGCUCAUCAGUGACGAGGCGCAGAGUGAUCUGGCGCUGCGAAGCCUAAGUUCCUGUCCAGCAACUUCUAAACCUAAUGGAGCAAGACCGCAUAUGACACCGGAACAAAUGGCCAAAGAAAUGUCAGAAAUUUUGAGUAGAGGUCCUGCUGUACAAGCUACCAAGGCAGCUGCUGGUACCAAGAAGCAUGAUCUCAGUAAAUGGAAGUAUGCAGAGCUCCGUGAUACAAUCAAUACUUCUUGUGACAUCGAGCUCCUGGCCGCGUGCAGGGAAGAAUUUCACAGGAGACUGAAAGUGUAUCACGCUUGGAAAUCCAAGAACAAGAAGCGAAACACUGAAACGGAGCAGCGUGCUCCCAAGUCUGUUACUGAUUACGAUUUUGCGCCAUUUUUGAACAGUUCACCUCAGCAGAACCCUGCAGCUCAGCUUUCUGCCAGGCAGCAGGAGCUUGAGAUGAACCGACAGCAGCGUUUCUUCCGCAUCCCAUUCAUCCGCCCUGCUGACCAGUACAAAGAUCCUCAGAACAAGAAAAAGGGCUGGUGGUAUGCCCAUUUCGACGGACCCUGGAUUGCUCGGCAGAUGGAACUCCACCCUGACAAGCCACCCAUCCUUCUUGUAGCUGGCAAGGAUGACAUGGAGAUGUGUGAGCUGAAUCUCGAGGAGACAGGUCUGACUCGGAAGCGCGGUGCUGAGAUCCUGCCCAGGCAGUUCGAAGAGAUCUGGGAGCGCUGCGGAGGCAUCCAGUACCUUCAGAGCGCCAUCGAGAGCAGGCAGGCCCGGCCCACCUAUGCCACGGCCAUGCUGCAGAACCUGCUCAAGUAGGGUGCAGGCCUCCGGCGUGGUCUAGCCAGCUCGGGCAGGGAGGCGAGCAGAAGGCUCACCAUUUCCUUGCUCCUGGUAGAAUGCCUUAUGCAAAGUGAACAGAUUUUAUUAAUCAUGCGUUUUGUUAAUUUGUUCAAGGUUAAUUAAGGUUGCAGUAGUGGAUUAAGGACCUAAAAACAGAAUAGUCCUGGUCUCCCCCCCCCAUUGUUCCGAUGCUUUCAGCCCCCUGAGAGAGUCUGUCCUUCUCAAGUUCUGCACACUGACCACCUUAAGUCCAUGGUGACUAUUCUCAAGGACAAGAGCUUUUUUUUUUUUUUAAUUUCAAAUAUUUUAUUUUCUUUUUUAAGGAUGGCACAGUGCCUUUAUAACCGGGAUAAUGAAAUCUUAGCUUAUUUGGAGCAAGAAUUAAGGUACUUAAAAUGAUUAAGGAACAGAUUUUUUUUUGGUCUAAAAAGCUGUAUUUUGUCUGCCUUUUCAGAAAUUCAUAGAAAUGGACUUACUCCGUUUUUAGUGUGCUUAGGCUUGAUGAAGGCCGAGUUCUGGGAUUCUGGAAAGCGCUUUAAUGUAUAGGAGGUAUUAUGUGCUGAAGAGGUGCAGGACAGAUACGGAUGGACACAGGGUGCUUUCCUACCGAGCUCUGUGUUACUCCUGUAACCUCCUCUCCCCAAUUCAUGGUUGAGUAAAGGAAAUCCAGACCACUCGGGUGACUGGAAGUUCUGAUGUAGCUUUGUUUCCCCUUGGAAGGGACACAGGGUUGAGGUGGUGCUGUGACUUCACUGGACUCAAUUCACAUCCUUCCUCACUUCAUCUCAAUUGUGAUUCCUCAGUUUAAACCUUGUCCAACUUAUUUCGUGUGAUUUAAGCUGGUGUGCUGUUUCAGACGUCUCUCCUGCCCCCUUCCCCAAAAAAUCUGCUUUGGUCUUUGAAAUGUGGUCGCUGUCGAGCCGUUCUGUAAACUUUGUAACUCAGACUCCCUUGUGCUUAGGCCGAGCUUGUUCCUGCUGCAGGUGGUUUUUAAAACACUCCUUUUGUGUGCCCUUAGUCCCGAUCAGGUGUCAGCUGCUGGAGCUGAUGCUUAGGACUUGGCUGUUAGGACCUUAGAGACAAAACUACAUCAAGGAGUUACGGUGACACCCAAAGGAGUCUUUGUUUGUAUUCUAGAAUAAAAGUAGAAAGUAAAUUUAUUCUUUACACUCCCUUUGUUUUUAAACACCCUAACCUUUGAAGUUUUAGGGUUUUUUUUUCCUUAGACAGAUAUCUCAGUUAGGAAAUACUUGCCAGCUGACGGGAUUAAUGUUUAGAAGCCUCAGAUUCUGCUGUCACAGUUGCUCCUCCCAGAAUGCUUUAGUACGGAAGUACUUAUUUAUUAUGAUACUGUGGGAGUGGUGGUUUUGUGAUAAGGAAACGAAAUGGCCCCCCACCUGUGCUAAUAAUGGAAAAUGGGAAUGGGAUUGGAGGUUGUCUUACUGCUUACACUCACCCACCGUCCGGUCAUUCGGUGAUUGGUGGCGGAAGGAGUAGUUACCAAAAUAAACAACCUGUUGUUUCUCUUUCAUCUCUCUCCUUUGAUUGGUGUCUUUAUUUGUGCGAGGUAGAAAAUAAGCUUUAUUUCCUAAUUAUCAGUGAGUAUAGUCCUUGAAAAUAAACCUAGGGCCUAACUGUCAGUCACUUGUCUGCUCAGCACUAUUUUCUGUGUCUUCCGGAUCCAUGCAUAAGCUAUAGAUGAAAAAUUAAUCAAAAAGUGGAAAUUAUUAUGACAGAACUUUAAAAUUUAAAGAAUUUAUAGGAAAUAUAGGACAGCAAAGUAUUUUCGAAAGUCUUUGUGUGUGUGUGUGGUUUUUGACUUUGAUAAAUUCUACAGUUAAUUGUGAAACCAUUUUCUUCCUAAUUAUGUCACCCAGAUUUCCUACAAUUUAUCUGUUUCAAGUAGUCUCCUGAGUUAAUUUUGUCAAGAAGAAGAAUUGCCCUAAUUCGGGCAAGUGUGAUCUUUCCACAUGUCACAGCACGGUACUUAGGUGCUUCCAGGAAAACCUUAGGACAUCAUUUUUGGGGACACAGCAGAAACAGUGUUCUACAAGACACUGACCCAGCGUCUCAUCUGUGUUUUGUAGAUUCAGAUCCACAAAGGCUGUGCAAGAACUGAGGGUAUCCAGGUCAAUUAACUCUUAUUUUAGCCAGCCAUUUAAAAUUACAACUUUAAACCAGUACACUAAACGCAAAGAACUAAUUUCUCGAAUGCUUUUCAGUUCUAGUUUCUUCCACAGUGUGUGUACAUUUUAACAGAAUGUAAAGCAUCGACGGCAGGUGUUUCCUGUUGAAUUCAGCUGUGACACAAUGCCCCAUGCCAGCAGCACAGAUGAGAUGCGUGUUAGUGGGGAGCUGUGCUCUCAGUGAGAACAGCGAGUGUCUAGAGGCCUGGUGUGUUCAGAAGCUGCAGCCCCUUCACUGUCAGGGAGACCACACUGGAACAAGACUAUGUAAAGAAGCAAAAUAGCCGAGAACAGCCUGCCCUAAAGGUGUUGUAGUGAGACAGGCUCUCCCUCUGGCCAGGAAGAAACUCUUUACAGGCCUUGAACCCUUUUGUUUCACUAGCAGCCAAGGAAACAGCUCAAGGCAAAACUAGGAGAUGCUUGUGAGAUUUAGACAGUAGAAAACACAGGCAAAAUAAUAAUAAUAGUAGAUAUUUAUUCCAUGUGAUCUUUAUGAAUUGGGUUGCUUUUUCCAUGUUGGGGAUUGAACCCGGGGCUUCCUGCAGGUGAGGCUCUGCCACGGAGGCACCUCUCUGACCUUUGGAGACACUUUUACUUUUGGAAGACACUUUUACUCACAGGUUAUUAAUAUGGUUCUCAGGGGGUUCAAAUAUGUAGAACUUUGGUUUCUUAAAAUAGCUUUAAGAUACUUGGACCAGCAGAAUAGUUAUUAAACUAAUCAGUCAGUUAAUGCUAAGUUAAUGCUAAUCUUACUUCCUUAUGUGGAAAAAAAGUUGUAGAAAGCCAGGGACAUCAUAUAAUUUACUACCAGACCAUGAAAAGAUAUAAAUGCCUUUGCUCCAGCUAUGUAGCAAAAAGAGUGAAAGCAAUGUUUUGUUUGCUCAACCAGUCCUGGAAAACUUGCAAAGGGCUGUUCCUGUACUUUCCCGCUUAUGCUUAACACUGGUAAAUAAGGAUUGAGUUUUAAUUUCUCCCAGAGACACACUAACAGCAGGGGAGGGAAGGGCAGAGGACAUUUAACAUUUAGAAUGGGGUGCGGGAACAAUGGUAGCCAUAAGGGCAGAGAAGAGCCGAAGUGCAAGAGAAGGGAAAUCGUGCAUCCUCUGGAGACUGCACCUCAAUUGGGAAACACUGAGAAACACUCCCGGGUCCUUGCUGAAGUUUAGGAGGCAUUUUGUACAGCUUAAGAGCAGAAAUUAAGGUCAGAAAACUUGGAUGUUGAGUCACCUGGUGUGUAGAUCUUAGCAGGUAAGGCUGGUGCAGCUGAACUGGAGGUGCCCAGGAAAGACCCUGGCAUCCUGUGUGCCGCAUGCGAGGUUAGGGAGAGAGUCCGCCUGUGUCGAUGCCACAGCUUUGGAAUAUUUGCUGCAACCCAAUCAGCGUCUUCUUCCCCCAGCAGUAACCUAUGUAUGAAGCAACGUUGAUUCUUGGAAGUUUCCCAAUAGAUAAUUAGGAAAAAUUAAUGCACAUCGCAGACUGCAUAAUCUUUAAUCUUAAUUUUCAUCAAUAUAGAAACUAUAAACAGGCUUAUUAAGUGGCCACUUUUUUCACUUCUGGAAAUUUGUCUAUUUGUAAUUGUUAAUUUUUCUUCAUUGAAAGUGUGUAUCUAAUAGUUUCUUAAAAUACUCAUA
Molecule: messenger RNA, 7918 nt
Organism: Chionomys nivalis (European snow vole)
Lineage: Eukaryota; Metazoa; Chordata; Mammalia; Rodentia; Cricetidae
Gene: Myo6
Product: myosin VI
Exons: 36
Coding region: 193-4077 (1294 amino acids)
Biological process (GO): inner ear auditory receptor cell differentiation; endocytosis; inner ear morphogenesis
Cellular component (GO): cytoplasm; endocytic vesicle; ruffle
Molecular function (GO): microfilament motor activity; actin filament binding; ATP binding
Source: RefSeq, a predicted model, not a curated record